CUUUAAGGAGGGUGUGAUGAUGAAACCCGGCCAGUUUACAUGUUAUGCGGCCGCGGUGCGAUGUGUUUCUGGCGGCCGACAACUGAUUCCUCAACGUUUCUUAACCUACGUCACAUCCGUAGCAGGGGUCCCUCGAUCGGCGCCAUUUCAUAUUUCAUUCAUUGGUAUUAGGCCCAUUUCGCUUCUCAGGAUUUGCCCACUUGGAUAUAACCAUGGUUAAAAUCUUCGUCGGUAAUCUUGCCUCCAGCACCACAGUGGAGGAGCUAAGGGAUCUGUUUACACAGUAUGGCAAAAUUACAGAAUGUGACAUCGUCAAAAACUUUGGCUUUGUGCACAUGAACAACAUGACCGAGGUCGAGGAGGCCAUUCGGAACCUCCACCACUACGAGCUAAACGGCGAGCGCAUGAACGUGGAGAUGAGCAAAGGACGACCAAAGUCCACCACCAAGCUCCAUGUGAGCAACCUCGGAGAGGGCUCCACCAACGAGGAGCUAAAGGGCAAAUUCGAGGAGUUUGGCUCUGUGGUGGAGUGUGACAUAGUCAAAGACUAUGCUUUUGUGCACAUGGAGCGGAUGGAGGAUGCCAUGGCAGCCAUCGAUAAGCUGGACAACACAGCCUUUAAAGGCAAGCUGAUGAACGUACAGCUGUCCACCAGUCGGCUUCGCACGGCUCCGGGAAUGGGAGAUCAAACCGGCUGCUAUGUCUGCGGGAGACAGGGUCACUGGUCAAAAGAUUGCCCCGACGGUCGGAAUGGUAGCCACAGUGACGACAUGCGGGGCCACAGUGGCCGCCCCCCCCUCCCCAGGGGCCCGCCGGGUUAUGGCAGGGGUGGCUAUGGGAUGACCCCGGGAUCUGAGUACAUGCCUAGCUCUGCGUAUAGCCGUGCUUACAUGGGCGCCAUCCCGCCACCCCCUCGUAGGCUGAGUAGUUACGGGUCUGAGUUAGCCAGCCGGUACGCCAGCGCCGCGGCAGCGGCGGGCCCCUACGCCGAGCGGCCCUCGGCCUACGACCGUGAGCGCUACAGCAGCAGUGUUGAUUACUAUGAGAAAUACAGAGCCCGUCCCCCGUACGGCUCCAGCUAUUUCGAGGAUCGCCGUCUCUCCUACCUUCCCCCUCCCCCACCCCCCUCUUCCUCCCUCUCAAGGAUCUCCUCCAGCAUAGAUCCGUACGAGCGUCGGCCGCUGCCGCCGUCCUCGUACGCCGCCGCCGCCGCCGCCGCCGCCUACUAUUCGCGGGACCGCAGCCCGAUCCGCCGAGUGCCGGUCACCUCGGCGAGCUACGCCUACGAACGCUCUCGGCUGUCCCCCUCGUCCUCCUCCAGAAGCUCCUCGUACGCGGUGGCUCGGGCCAAGGAGCACCACGCGCCGCGCUACGCGCCGUACUAACGCCGCGCCGCCAAGGUGUUUUUGCGGGACUUUUCCUUUGCCAUCAAUUGCCGCCCCGAGUGGCAUGAUUCCAUCGGUCUUUGCGACGCGCCCCGCCCCCCCCCCCCCCCCCCCCCCCCCCCCCCCCAAAACAAAGGAUUCUCGCGCCGUGGGUGGGAAUGAGCAAGGACCGUCUUUCCGAUACCCGCAGAAGAUUAAUCUUGUCAAUCAUCGGGCGAUCCACAGCUUAACAUAAGAAUACAUAUUUUACAGUUUUAAUCUGGAUUUCAAUAUUGAUACUAAAACAUAAACCUUUUUUUGGUUAUUUUUGCAGGCUUUGUUUUGCUGGUUUAAAUUCUUUAGUCAAGUCUCCCUUUUAUAUAAAUGUAUAUACCUAUGUUGCUUAUUCAGGUGAGGCACACUGAUUAAGAAUGUGUAUUUUGUAUAACUUUGGCAAUGGUAAAUUAGAGUAAUGGUGAUUUAUUUUUACUUUUAUCAGCCUUUGGAUCAUCAGCAUUGGAAUUGGGAGACCGGGUGAUCAUAGGUAGCUGAGUGGAAACCCACCUUUUGUGGCCAUUACAAACGUAUAUCUAUAUUUUAAUUUGUUUUUACAAAACCCAUUGCAUGAACAUGUUGUUAAGCAAGUUCCUAGCACCCCAGCAAUCUAGGGUCAACAAAUGUUUGUAUGGUACUACAAACUCAAUCUUAUAUACACAGAAAUGAUGCCUAACAACUGUACCAGCACUUGGGUCAUGAUCCCAGAAGUUAUCUAUUUCCAAACAAAGCCUUCCAGCCUUUGUUCCAGGGGAGACGUUACUUUUGAGGUUGUGUAACCAUCAGCCUAACGUAAGCUGCUUGGUCAGUGGUCAAUUUGUCUUAAUUGAGCACGCUUUAUUCGACAAUAUUUUCAACUGUGUCCUCAACUAAUUGCUCUAUUUACAAAUUCACACAGAUUAACGUUAUAGUAGAACACGUAUGUGGCAAAAAAUUGCCACAUAAGUGGCCAAAAAAUUACAUUUAAUUGACAUAAAAUUGAUGAUACAAUAAAGUUCAUGAAUAGCUAACUAAACAUGCAAUAUCAACAGUAAAUAAGAGAGUAGGGUAGAUCUCAGGGCUUGGGCUGUUGGUCGUUAGGCACACUUUGUUUGGGUUGCCUUUGUUAGUAGUUUCAAGUCUGUGGAAAUAAAGUUUGUAUUUUUCAUACCGGCUGUAAGAGUUGCAGCAUACAGUAUAUGUCUGAAAUGGUUUUUAAUAAAACCAAAGUUAGUUUGGUGACACACUGA
Messenger RNA from Gadus morhua (Atlantic cod), 2647 nucleotides. It is a transcript of the gene rbm4.2, whose product is annotated as RNA binding motif protein 4.2. Gene Ontology annotation, molecular function: mRNA binding; zinc ion binding. The coding region runs from base 213 to 1385 and encodes 390 amino acids. The record is from RefSeq and is a predicted model, not a curated record. Gene Ontology annotation, cellular component: nucleus. NCBI's taxonomy places the organism in Eukaryota, Metazoa, Chordata, Actinopteri, Gadiformes, Gadidae. The transcript has 4 exons.